Molecule: messenger RNA, 2943 nt
Organism: Suillus paluster
Lineage: Eukaryota; Fungi; Basidiomycota; Agaricomycetes; Boletales; Suillaceae
Exons: 12
Coding region: 43-2775 (910 amino acids)
Biological process (GO): intra-Golgi vesicle-mediated transport
Cellular component (GO): COG complex; Golgi apparatus
Source: RefSeq, a predicted model, not a curated record
CGCUGAAACAUCUCGGACAUAACAACCUUGCAAGCUGUCUGUAUGGCUCGGCGACCGUCCACCGUAUCGGUCGCAUCCUUUGCUUCGAUCCAGAGUCUUGCAGAGUCGUCUCACUCAACUCCAGCAGCAACAUUUGUACCGUCUCCUUCAGUACUGAAGUUUCCUCGUUCAGUCUCGUUCACCCAUUCCUCGAGCCCGCAAUCGAUCAGGGUGCAAGAUGAGACUGUGAACAUUGACCCAGAUGAUCUGUUUGCGAAAUUUACUAUUCCCGAAGUGAGGGGGAAACAAGUUCAGCUAAGAUCCGAUGCCGAGGCCAAGCAAGAGGAGCUUCGUGUUAUGGUUGGGGAACGGUAUCGCGAUCUCCUACAAGCCUCAACGUCCAUAAUUUCCAUGUCCAAGUCCGCAAAACUUGUACAAGAGGCAUUCCAGGAGACUAAAGUUGCCAUUGUGUCUCAGCAACAGCCAUGCAGGGAAAAUCGUACAUCGAAUGUCGGCAAGGAAGACUCGCAUUUGCAAAUAUUACAAGCGCUCUCCGCCCACAUAAAGUUGCUUCUUGAUGCACCAGAGCAUCUCUGGCGACUUAUUGAACGAGAAAAGUAUUUCCAUGCCGCCUGGUUAUUCAUGCUGGCACGAGUUGUGCAUCGAGCACUUUCUCAUGAUGAUGACCAAGAUGAGGAGAGUUGGCAAAAUAAAGGCAUCAAUGUCAUGGAGCAGUUUCCGCUCAUCCAACGACAGUGGGAAACCAUAUCUCAUUUUCGCUCGCAAAUUGUCCAUAGAGCCACAUUAUCUCUGAGGGCGUAUGAGAAAUCACCCGAGGACACCUGCGCAAUUAUUCUGACUCUGCAUAUUCUUGAGUCGAGACCUUUGACGGACACUCUGACCACAUAUCUCUCCCAAAGGACGCGGUCCAUGCAUAUGCUGGUGUCCAAAAAUCCAAUUAUCGCGACACCUCCAAUCCCCCAUGGCAUCCCUACGACACAGAGAAAUGGACAUCCUGCAGGGGCUUCAAAGCCUAAAGGCAUGCCUCUGAAAGACAGACUUCAAGAGGUGAAGUCCUCCGUGCUAAUCGCUGUGGAGGUUAUAUCAAGGACCGUCAAUUGCGCUCGGGAUGUAUUCCAAAGUCAGAGACCCACGCAGCCAGCUCUGGCAGUUCGCGCGCUGGAACAGAUGCAUACUGAGUCGCCCAUCGUGUCUGAGCCAGAGACUUCCCUUUCUCCCGAUCUAGCUUUGAGCACCCAGACAAUUCUUUCUGGACUUCCGUCGUCAUCAUACUUCGUCCUCCUUCCAGCUGGUAUCAGGUCAUACAAACCGUAUGUUGAAUUAUCUUCCGCUUCGUCUUCCGUCCCAGGAUACUUUCUGGAGGAUAAACUACGAACUUGGUUUGACCAGUCUUGCUCUACACUUCGGGAUGCUUUGCAUCGCUGGCUACUGGAGUUAGACAGCGUGAAGAGUGUUUGGAAUGUUAGGUCCUCCUUGCGAAAAUGGCUGCUGAAAUCGGGAAUGGUGACAACGGAGCAGACGGCACUCGAUACUCUAUUCGAAGAAGCUGUCAGAAAACGAAUCACCGCUAUCUGGGCCGAUACCAUUUACCGGGCGAAGGAGCUGUUCUCGAAGGCAUUGGCUUCACUUCCUUCGAGUAGUGGAGUCGUUGUUGAAGAGUUUUCUCCUCUAAACAGCAUAUAUGUAUCCCACUCUGUUCCACCCUCACCCCUAGCAGGAAGUGGAUCUUCAGCGUAUGAACCCCCAUACCAAAAAUAUAGAGCGGCUGUACAAUCACAACUUCGUGGUCGGACACCUCGCCUGCAGACAUUUUUAAGUAUUCUGGAGGAGUCUGCGGCUUCAUUGCAAAAAGACUACGCCCGUAUUAGUUCGGAUGAGAGCGGCAAGGGGUUGGUUUGCAACCUGGUUGAGGCAUAUCUCCCGGAGGCGAAGGCUUUCUGUUCUAUGAUCACCGACGCUCUUGUUUCAACUGCUGAUGAGCUGAUGAACGAACCAGACACCACCAGGGCGAUGAAAAGCAUGAUCUUGCUUAGUCGAGUGGCGAUCGAAAUAUCAUUAGCAUCGCCCUUCCUUGAAAAUAUAGGAUGUGAUGAGGUUGUCGCACUGGAAUUUCGAGACAAAACCGGUUUAUUAUUUGACCGAAUUAUCAGCCGGUGGAAGGAGCACACUAUUUCUUCUGCUAUCUCAAUAUACGACGAUGAUGCAAGAUUCUUACAUCUACCACUUUCUGCAUCCCCUGUCACAGGGCCGUCACCAGCCCUGAUGGAAAGCUUAUAUACUUUAUCAACCUCCUUGCAUAGCUUGGGUCUCACGCACCAUCCAUCACAACUCAUCAGCAUAGUGCCAUCGCUCCUUGCCCUGUUUAUCGAUACAUUCACCCGCGCUAUGCCGAACGGUGAUACAGGUCGGAGCCUGCAAAUAUUAAAUGAUGCAACGUUCCUGCGAUGCCUUGCAUCAGCAUGGCCUCCUGAGGCACUCGAGACGUCAUCGCUUGACAAACUGAUCGCCGUCCUGCAGUCAACAGUGCGAUCUUCAAGGGACCCUCCACACCCCGUUCCAGAACAAGCUGCCAAGGAAUGUUUGAUGAGGACCCAAAUGUUACUUUCAGCGCUUGUCCCGCCUUCCUCUUCCAUGCAACUCGCCAAAGAAGGUUCAGAUAAGAUGAGUGCACUGCUGACGUAUGGUGUGCCUGUGGCAGAUACCACAUUUUUACCAGCCAUUGAGCUUGCCAAAGUCUCUACUCGGUUUCCUUUACUACUGGUGGAGACUCGAUAGGAGCUGGGUGGAUGCAUGUGGUGUUCGCGGCUAUUUCUACGAAGACGUACUUGUUUUUGAUUAACACAUUGAUAUUGUGCUCUCAGGAUGUCAUUCGGCGAUUGUCUGCAUUUGCUCGUGUUUGGAAACGCUCCUCAAGGUUCGACGCGUUCUGUGAAUUUCUUGCAC